Messenger RNA from Olea europaea var. sylvestris, 1690 nucleotides. RefSeq lists its product as uncharacterized. The coding region runs from base 342 to 1616 and encodes 424 amino acids. NCBI's taxonomy places the organism in Eukaryota, Viridiplantae, Streptophyta, Magnoliopsida, Lamiales, Oleaceae. Gene Ontology annotation, molecular function: RNA binding. The record is from RefSeq and is a predicted model, not a curated record. The transcript has 4 exons.
UGGGCCCUAAAACAUUUUUCAAUUUUAAGGCCCAAGACGUCCUUUCCACGGCCACUUUCAUUCCGGCCUGCCGCCGCUGCCUCAUCCUUCACUCCUUUUCACCACACUACCCGCCACCGUCCAUCAGCCCUUCUACUCUCUUCCCUCCACCAUCACCGUUCCCCAUCGCCACCACUCUCGUCUCCAACACACACACCACUCUGUAUAGGGAGAUUGGAGUUGUGUUUUCAGAAGAAAAUUACAAUAACAAACCAUGUAGCAGUAUAAAUAUGGGCGAUCAGUUUGGACUAACGAUAGCGUAAUCAUCGAAUUAAGUUUGCUAGAUGUAGAAGGUACAGCAAAUGGCCAACUCAUUGCUCCGCAGUCUCCGUAGACUCUCUGUGUCUUCUCUUCUCAGCCCUCCUCUUUCUUUCAGGCCAAUUCUCCAAAUCCCAGUACCCACGGUUGCGCUUUCAAGGUCUUUAUUACAUUUUCCCCAGAACCCACAAAAUCCUUGGUGUGUGAUGUUUUUAUUACAGAAGAGAAGCUUGAGUCACGGGUCCGUGAGUUUGGUAAUAUCACCUCAAGGAAAACCCAAGUUUGAGACUCAUGAAACAGAACCUCCAAAGAAGGAGAAAUGGAAAACAAAGAAAAGGCUGAAGCUACAGAGGAAGAGAGAGAAACAGAAGAGAAAAGAUGCUAAUAAGCGAGACCCAAGAAGGCUUGGAAUCAAAGGCAAGAAGAAGAGGCAGAGGUUUGCUAAUGCAGAGGAAAGGAUCAAGUACAAGCUGGAUAGAGCAAAAACUAAGGAAACCUUACUAAUUGAAAGGCUGAAGAGGUAUGAAGUUCCCCAGGCUCAGGGUCCUGUGGUAGAGCCCUACAAGUUAUCCGGUGAAGAACGAUUUUAUAUGAAGAAAAUGGCCCAGAAACGGUCUAAUUAUGUACCUGUUGGCAGAAGAGGAAUCUUCGGAGGUGUUAUUCUCAAUAUGCAUCUGCAUUGGAAGAAACACGAAACUGUCAAGGUCAUCUGCAAGCCUUGCAAACCUGGUCAAGUACAUGAAUAUGCAAAUGAGAUUGCUAGGCUGAGCGGUGGAAUCCCAAUCCAUAUAAUUGGAGAUGACACCAUAAUCUUCUAUCGAGGAAAGAACUAUGUGCAGCCAGAGGUUAUGUCACCAGUUGAUACAUUGUCUAAGAAACGGGUAAGUUUCUCCUGCAUGCUCAAGCUUCUUGUAUUGGAAAUGAUGCGCUUCAUUGCAAUUGCAGAAAAGGAACUUGAACUAUAUUACAGACAUGUUGCUCUUUAUGGUGAUCCAAACAAUAGGGAUCCGAAAUCAAUCCUCGAUCAUCCAAAGGUCAAACAUGAGUCAAAGAAGGUUGAACUUGUUAACAAGACUACUUCUUCAAGGACAGGAAAGGGUUCUGAAGUUCUUUCAGAGAUGGAAGCUGAUUUUACCGAGCAAGAGCUAUCUGAUAUCGAGGAUGACGACAUUAAUGAAGACAUUGUUUCUUCUGAUGAAAGCAUGGGAGAUAACUCCUUUAAUGAGCAAGAAGAUUUUGUCAGUUGUUCCGUGUCACCAACAAUAUACGAAUGUAAAGAAAAUGCUGGCUGUAUAGAAACUCGAGAAACUUUAAUAUGAUCUGUAUCUACCUUCUAGAAGCUAUUUAUUCUGCCACAGAAUGUCUCUACAAAUACAAUUUCUCGUAUCACUUU